AGAGACGGAGAAAGAGAAAGCACGAGAGAGAGCACAGUGGUGCAGUAGUCGAGCGAAUUCCUCGCGCUACGGAGUAACGAGAACAUCGAUUCGAGGAAGGCUCUCGGCGGCCCGCAGCGUGUUGUAUAUGCGAGCUCGAGCGCGUGACCUUUCUAUCGUGCGUAUCACCGCGUUUCGGAGAAUAGAAUGCACAACAUGUGAACGUCCUGCUCAUCGGUUAAUCAGUGACGGAUUAUCGCAGUGACGAGUCAUCGUCGAAAAAUUUAUCUGCUUUACAAAAAAGCAACAACGGUCAAAGUAGCGUGAAAAAUUAAGCUCGCCGCGUGCGCUAAAUAGCAGUGGUGUGAGUGGGUGCAUCGUGGCGCCUGCUGCUCCUGGUGCAGCAGGUGGGGGCUGAGCAGCGGGGACAGGGGGUAAGAGGGGCCCGUAUUAUGCCCAUCAGGCCCCGGUCCCGCGGCAGCCAACGACAGCUCUCAAAACAAGCCUCAUGAGCCAAGAGGCAUGACUCUAGCCGGACCGGACCAUUUGCUUGCGGUAGAAACGACAGCGUUUCUGGGUGCUUGCUUGGGAUUCGUGGUGCUGCUGAUGGUCGUGGGCCUGUACCUGACGCGCAAGUGGUAUUACACGACGACGCCUGUCACUACUUCGGCUACUACCCUCUUCGGCGGCGUCUGCGUGCCACUUUGCGAGGCCAACGGAAUCGUGCCAGCCAUACAGAAUAUCGGAAACGGUUACGCUUUCGGAGAUCUCGAGACGAGUUCGGACUCGGAAGAAGACGCACUGAGACGGCUGGGCUGCCGCAAUCCCCUGCCGCCCGACACGUUGACCAUACAAGCCGAGGACGGGCUGGCCAAUUUUCAAGAUGCUGCGACUCUCAGCUGCAACAAUAAUUGCCUCGAGGAACGAGAAUCGGAGCAACAGCAGCAACUGCAACAACAACAACAACAACAGCAGCCACAGCGUCAUCAUCUGCAGCACCACAAUCAGCAGCAGCUACAUCAUCAGCAACAAUGCAUAGUUGAUGUAGGCUCGUCUGCCGUUACCCUUGAUCAUGCGGACGAUAUAUCGCCGACCCCGAGCGACGAGAAUGUGCCGACCUCGCCGACCGACACCAUCGCCUCGUUGGCCAUGUCGACCGACGAGGUGGCCACCCUCGAAGUCGCCUUCCUCUACGACGCACCGAUGCGAGAGAUGACGAUCCACGUGCUGCAAGGGCGCAACUAUCCCGCCGGUAUCGGUGGCAGCCAAGUUCGCCUGGUGCUGCUGCCCUCGAAAAAGCAGCGCCGUAAGACUCGAGUGCGCCAGGGUAGCUCGCCCCAGUACAUGGAGAGCUUCCUGCUGCCGCGAGUCAAUCCGGAGGACGUCAAUGCCAUGGGCGUGCGAGUCCGGGUGUACCUCUGGAGCGGUCGAAUGCGCCGGGAGCGCCUGCUGGGCGAGGCUCGCGUGUCCUUCGAUCGGAUGAAUCUGCGCCUGGAGACGACACUGUGGCUCGCGCUCCAACCACCGCCGACGUCUUCGGCACAAGACUGGGGAACGACGGCCAGCCUGACGCGCAGCGACUCCACGGGCUCGCAGCAGUCGGUGCAGUCGUACGCCCUGCCGCAGACGCCACCCUACGGCUCGAGCAUGAAGGGCGGCAGCACCUCGGAGCUGUUGCUCGGCCUCACCUACAACGGGGUCACGGGCCGCCUCUCCGUCGAGAUCAUCAAGGGCUCGCAUUUUCGCACCACGGACACCAAACCGCCCGACACCUACGUAAAGCUGGCGCUGGUCGACGCCAACGGCCACGAGAUGGGCCGCGCCAAGACCGGUCUGCGCCGGGCACAGCCGAAUCCACUCUACAAGGAGACUUUCAUCUUUCAGGUGGCUCUGUUCCAACUGGCCGAGGUGACGCUCUACCUAUCGGUCUACAAUCGCCGGCGCACCCCCUUGGGCAAGAAGGGCCGCGAGAUGAUCGGCUGGCUGUGUCUGGGCCAGAGCUGCAGCGGCGCCGACGAGCUUCAGCACUGGAACGACGUGCGCGCCGUGGCCCAUCCGACGCAGAUACAGCGCUGGCACUCGCUGCUGCGGCCCUGAGGCGACUGCAGCUGGCGUCGAAGCCGGGCCCGAUCGUGAAGCGACGAGCCACGGUGGUCUCCUUAUAUAAUACAUACCUAAAAGGCAUGAUAAGAGAGAGAGAGAGAGAGAGAGAGAGAGAUAAAAAGAUAGAGAGAGAAAAAGUGAGAUGAUCGCACGGAUUCGGAAACUCGAGAAGCUCAGCCGUAAAUAAUUGGCGCGCGUAGUAUGUUCACUACCGCAGGAGUUGCUGUGACGCAGCAGCAUUGCCGAUACUGCACCCCGAGCUUUUAAAGUCUCGCCAACAAAAAUAAAAAAAUAGAAAAAAAAAGAUUAAAAAAAAA
Messenger RNA from Trichogramma pretiosum, 2399 nucleotides. It is a transcript of the gene Syt14, whose product is annotated as synaptotagmin-16. The coding region runs from base 502 to 2076 and encodes 524 amino acids. The transcript has 8 exons. The record is from RefSeq and is a predicted model, not a curated record. NCBI's taxonomy places the organism in Eukaryota, Metazoa, Arthropoda, Insecta, Hymenoptera, Trichogrammatidae.